Molecule: messenger RNA, 1990 nt
Organism: Gadus macrocephalus (Pacific cod)
Lineage: Eukaryota; Metazoa; Chordata; Actinopteri; Gadiformes; Gadidae
Gene: ism2a
Product: isthmin 2a
Exons: 7
Coding region: 589-1974 (461 amino acids)
Source: RefSeq, a predicted model, not a curated record
CCAUGCAACACUACCGCGGCGCUGCAGACUGUCUGCUGCACGGUGAACCACACGGGGACCAGCAGGGAGCUGAUCCAUACUGGGGCGGAGGAGUUGCGCUUUCAGCUCUCAACACGUUCACGCAUUCGUGGAUCCGGACUUAAAGUCAAGAAGUUGUGCUUUUAAAUUCCAGGCCUCCUGACCCAUUCGUUGAUUGGGCAUUAAUGCCGUUUUACCUCCGCAAAUUAGCAGGACACUCCUUUGGAAGCCUUUUGGGGUUGAAGGCAGACGGUGCGCUAUGUUGGACAUGUGUUGUCUUUUACUACCCAAGUAGUGUAUGUUUGCGGACAGACGCUGGCCAGAGGAGAUAGGACCUACUGCGCUCCACCUUGGAAAAUAGCGACCCAAUGUCGAUGCCGCUGCGUAACGCUGCGUCUCAGAGGGAAGGACACGAGGAGAGGACACGAGAAGACGAGGAUAGGGCGCGAGGAGGAGCGCACCGACGCAUCCGCGGAGCGCGCCGCAAGUGACACAGGAGUGGUCCUACCUGGUGCAAAUCCUGUAGCAAGCCAUCAGAGGAGUAAAGACUGUGGUGUGCGUCCGGAAAAGAUGACCAGUGAAGGUCUCCAGUUUUGGAUAGUUGUCCUGGCUUUGGGGUCAGUGGCAGUCCAUGGAUACCCGUCCAAGAUCAACGUCAAGGAGAGGGUCGAUGCGUCAGCCGCUCAGGUAGCGUUGGGGAGCAGCGGGGGAGACCGGCAGCCCACUCUGGAGGAGCUCCAGGGGGAGAACCUGCUCCAGACCCUCCCCCCUGCCUCCUCUUCCAUGGAGGGGCGCUGGUCCAAGCACCGCCUCCAGGGCCUCCUGCCACAGCCAGCACCAGAGGAGGAGCCUCAGCCUUUCAUCCUGGACCUGAGGAACUUCCCCGACCUGGCCAACGCAGACCUGGGCGCCCAGAAUCCUAACAUCCAGGUGACCAUCGAGGUGGUGGACGGGCCCCAGAGGGAGGCGGAGGUGGAGAUGGAGAUGGACCUGGUGAAGGACGGCCAGCGCAACGACUGGUCCGCCUCCUCGGAGAUGCCCGAGGGCCACCGGAAGCUCUUCUGGCCCCUGUUCUGGGAGUACCCGGACCCCGUGGAGGAGGGGGCAACCGGGCCGGCUGCCGAGCCCGCCGGCCAGGACUACGGCCAAGACCCCGAGGAGCCCGCCCUCAGCGGGGUGGGGGGAGACUGGGGGUCUCGCUGGAACAAGGGCUGGGACAUCAAAGAUAACUCUGAGUACGAGGAGGAGUGGAGCCACUGGGCCCCCUGCAGUGUCUCCUGUGGCCAGGGCACCCAGAAGCGCCUGCGUUCCUGCGGCUACGCGUGUACGGCCACCGAGUCCCGGACCUGUGACCUGGACGGCUGCCCCGAUGACAUGGAUGCGGUGAGCUCUCCUACUCCACCCCAGACCACCAACAGCACGGAUGCCCUUGACACAAACGUGGACAGCUGCGAGAAGUGGCUGAGCUGCAAGAACGACUUCCUCCGUCAGUACCUGCACCAGGUGCUGACGGAGCUGCCCAGCUGCCCGUGCGCCUACCCCUCGGAGGCGGUGUACAGCGCCGUGCACCUGGCCGACCCGCGGCUCCGCCACACCUACCGCUGGAGGGACGCCAGCGGGCCCAAGGAGCGGCUGGACAUCUACAAGCCCUCGGCUCGCUUCUGCCUGCGCUCCAUGCUCUCCUACGACAGCACCACGCUGGCCGCGCAGCACUGUUGCUACGACGACCAGAUGAGGCUGAUCACGCGCGGGAAGGGCGCCGGCGCGCCCAACCUCAUCAGCACCGAGUUCUCCCCGGAGCUGCACCACAAGGUGGACGUGCUGCCCUGGAUCCUGUGCAAGGGCGACUGGAGCCUGUUCCACUCGGUGCGGCCACCCAACAACGGGCUGGCCUGCACCCACAACCCCGGGGAUGAGGUGUACCGGGACGAGCUGCGGGAGGCCCGCGAGUACUGAGGACCUGAGGACGGGG